GUGUGUGUGUGUGUGUGUGUGUGUGUGUGUGUGUGUGUGAGUGAGUGAGUGAGUGAGUGAGUGAGUGAGUGAGUGAGUGAGUGAGUGAGUGAGUGAGUGAGUGAGUGAGUGAGUGAGUGAGUGAGACAGAGACACAGAGACACAUCAUGUUUGCUAUGUAACAGGUGAGCCAAAUAGAGUUACUGAACAGUGAGAUGACAACACAACAGAGAUGGAGACAGAGAAUAUAGGUGUCUUGUGAAAUAUCACAAGCCUGUUGUUCACCAACGUACAGGAAACAAGGGAAAGGAAAGAAGAAAAGUCAAGCAAGCGUAUGCCACCUCAAGGUGAUGAAAUAUUGUAGGUGUACAGUCCUAAAUACGGUACACCUACAAACUUAACAGGGCCCCGUUUGCCUUGCACCAGCAUACUGUUGCACACAGGAUGCCUCUUUCAUCUGCCAUACGUGUAGUUAGUGCUUUAAUGCGCCGUGUGUUUUGACUAUCAGUCAUGUGUUGAUGCGCAGAAGCUGACGCUCUAAAAAGACGCUCACUUCCUCUGCCCAACGGACCAGAGCAUAAAGCAGCUACUGGCUUCCUGACUGUACCUCACAAACGAAAAAACAGUCACAACUGCCAACUUGCACGUGUCAGCACACAUGUACCCUGGCUGAUUCACUCCUCUCAUCAUGGCUGGGAACGGCACCAAAAUGGACAAUGACACCCUGAACCUGUUCACGGACACCACAGCCAGCGCAGUGAUCUCCACCAUAUACAUUGUGGUCACCCUGAUCAGCCUCCUCAGCAACGGCAUGGCCCUGUGGCUUUUGCUCUUCCGCACCUCCCCCAAGACGCCCACCGUUGUCUUCAUGAUCAACCUCACGCUCUCCGACUUGGUGCUGGGGCUCGUGCUGCCCUUCCAGAUCCACUAUCUCCUGAACGGCUACAACUGGGUGCUGGGCUCCUGGUCCUGCACGCUGCUCACCACGGUCUUCUACGCCAACAUGUACUGCUCCAUCCUCACCAUGACUGCCAUCAGCGUGGACCGCUACCUGGGCAUCGUCAAGCCCAUGACCUUCCGGGAGAUCAGGGAGAAGACCUCGUACGCCGUUGCCCUGUGCGCCCUCAUGUGGGUCGUGGUGCUCACCAUCCUGCUGCCCCUGGAGCAGGCCGACCUGCUCUAUGAGGUGAAGGAGCUGGAGAUCAUGACGUGUUUCGAUGUGAUCCGCAUGGACAUAAUGCCCUCAGUGUACCACUGGGCAGGGCUCUUUGCUGUCAUGUUCCUCUUCCUCUUCCUCAUCCCCUUCAUCGUCACCAUCUUCUGUUACAUCAGCAUCAUCUACAAGCUGGUCAAGGGCAGCAACGGCAACGUCACCCACCAGAAGGGCAAAGUGGUGCGGCUGGCCAUCAUCGUACUGUUUGUCUUUGUAGUCUGCUUCGCUCCCAAUAACUUCCUGUUGAUCAUCCACCCGGUCAGCAAGCUGUUCUUCGACAAGUCCCUCUAUAUGGCCUACAAGCUGUCGCUCUCGCUGAGCUGCGUCAACAGCUGCCUGGACCCGUUCAUCUUCUACUUCGCCUGCAAGGAGUUCCGGCGGAAGCUGCGCAAGAUGCUGCGGCUGCCGUCGCUGAGUAGUGUGGAUACGCACAUGGCCCUCAAAGAGGACCUGUACUCCAUGCGCUCCAACCCAGAGGACGAAUUCCUCAGCGGCUACGGCCCUGGAACCACCAUACUGAGGCUCAACAGCAACGCCUCCAGCCACCUCUCCAAGUAAUAAGAACUUGAAGGUUGAGAGGUUGUUCAACGUGGAGCAAAAGAAAGGCGUCCUUCUUUCUCUUUCUUUGUUUCUCUCUCUCUCCAUCUCUGUCUGUCUGCGCGUCUGAACUCCAUGCACUCAAACCCAGAGGAUGAUUUCCUCAGCACCUACGCCCACGAGACCAGACCACCAUACAGAGGUUCAACAGCAUUGCCAUGAGCUCUCCAAAUGAGAACUUGCUUGAGGGGUUCCAACCCAGAGGACGACUUCCUCUGCAAAGAGAGCCAUACUGAGGUUCAACAGCAUUGCCUCCAGACACCUCCCCAAAUGAAAAGUUGCUAGAGGGGUUUGUUCGCUCCAACCCCAAGGAUGACUGCCUCAGCAUGUAUGGACGGGAGACCUCCAUACUGAGGGUCAACAGCAUUGCCUCUUGCUGCCUCUUCAAAUAAUAAGAACUUGAGGGUUGAGAGUUUGUUAAACGUGGAGCUAAAGAAAGCUACCUUUCUCUAUCUUUCUUUGUUGCUCUCUCUCUAUCUCCAUCUCUGUCUACCUGUCUGUCUAUAUGUCUGUCUGAACUCCAAAUAGUAAUAACUUGCCUGCUUGAGAGACUUGAUCAUGAAUGUGGAGCCAAAGAAAGCUGCCCUUCUCUCUCUCUCUCUCUCUCUCUCUCUCUCUCUCUCUCUCUCUCUCUCUCUCUCUCUCUCUCUCUCUCUGUCUCUCUCUCUCUCUAGAGUCAGGCUAUGGAGCAAGAGCAAGCACACACAAACACAGCAUUAGUCAUGCUUAGCCUGAAGCUGCCAUUUCCUUCUGUUGCUACAGUUUUGAAACAAGCACCCUGAGCCCACAACAGCACUGCCAGAGCUUGGACAGACAAUGUAAACAAAGAUGAUAUUGCAUUGUGGGAAGGAUAUUUUUAAUGUGAAUUUUACAGACUGCAGAAUGAUAACAGUGUUGUAAGUGUAUUUGCUAGCUGCUUAAAAUGAGCUCCCUGACACAGUCAAGGGCAUUACUGAUCAACACAAAUAAGAUUGUUACUUUCAUACAAAACAUCCUCCUCUCUUGAAAUAUAAACCCAGAUGUGUGAAUAUGUGUACGUUUUGCCCAAUUGGCAAUUAUUACACAAUUGUCUGAAUGUAUGUUUUUUUCUGUGUACUUGCUUUUGUGUACGAUGUGUUCUGUAUUUAUUCUUUCUUUUCAUGUGUUCAUGUGAAGCUGUAGAAGUGUCUCAGAAUGCUGGAAUACAAUGAGUCAUUGGAGACAGCUAAACUUUGCUGUCACCAAGAAUUAAUUUCAGAGAGCCAUGAUAAAAAAAAAUCUCUUCUGUACGAACUAAUAUUUUGAGGGGGGAAAAUAUGAGCAAAGAAGUCACCCACCUCAGUUUGGACCAUGGUGUUCACUCAGUGUCUCAAACGUGCACUUUGACUUCAACACCAAAGGACCCACACUCAUAGGUCAGUCAGAAAACAAUCAUAAUCCUUCACCCAUCAUAACCACUUAGGCCGGCCUAUAGACCUGUAAGGAUGUUCAGAAAAACAAACUUGAAGGUGAGUGGAAUGAUAUUUCAUUCUCUUCACUUAGGGCCAUCUGCUGUCACUUCACCUUACAUUGUGCUCAUAGGAGUUGGACAACCAAGUAUAAUGAUGUUGAUAUGUACGAAAUGAACAAUGAUGAAUCAUGAUGAACGAAACGAUCAAUGAUGACGUUUUUUAAGUGUUUUGCCACUGAUACUAUGUUAGCAUAUGUAGGCCUAUUGAUAUUAGCUUUACACAUAGCCUAUGCUGUCAUGACUGUCAAAUUGCUGAUGUUUUUUUUAUUGAAUUAAAGAAACGCCAUUUGCAUAAAAUCUGGCUGUGGAUUCUUUAAUCAAAGACAGUUACUUCCAAUCUGUGCUUGUUUUAUCAUUGGCUAUUUUACAAGUUCACAAAAGAGGAAGACUUGCUGUUUUUCUUCCAAGUAACUAGGCCUAGGCUUAUAUUCUGAGAGUUCCCCUUUACCAAAAUGUAAACACUUGUUUUUUCAGUGGUCAGCAAACCAAGUGAUGAAAGUAUCUUGAAGAGGUCAUAAAGAAAGAAAGAAAUAGGGAAAGA
Engraulis encrasicolus (European anchovy) is the source of this 3819-nucleotide messenger RNA. RefSeq names its product P2Y receptor family member 8 (gene p2ry8). Gene Ontology annotation, biological process: positive regulation of Rho protein signal transduction; blood coagulation; thrombin-activated receptor signaling pathway. Gene Ontology annotation, molecular function: thrombin-activated receptor activity. Lineage: Eukaryota; Metazoa; Chordata; Actinopteri; Clupeiformes; Engraulidae. Gene Ontology annotation, cellular component: plasma membrane. The transcript has 3 exons. The record is from RefSeq and is a predicted model, not a curated record. The coding region runs from base 668 to 1750 and encodes 360 amino acids.